GCCUUUGGUCCUGGGGAAGGUUGGCUUGUCUUGGUGGGUGGGGACGGUCAUUAUCAGCUUUCUGGACACACAGACAGAGACAGACAGGAUGGACUUCCUCCGGCUAUACCUCCCUGGGCUGCACCAGGCCUUGAGGGGGGCACUGGAUUCCCUCGGCACCUUUGUCUCCUACCUCCUGGGAGAUGCAGUCCCCACUGUAGAGCGGGAGGCGCAGGCGGCUGAGGAACUGGGGGCGGUGGCGGUGGGAAAGACAGGGAAGACUGUAGAGGAGGAAGCCCAGGAGGACCUGGAGGGCCUUAGAGGCAGCCAAAACGAGGGGGCUGGAAGGCUGAGAGGGCCUGGAGAUGACAGAAGACGUGAAGUGGGGAGCUCAGCUGUAGAACAGACCUGGGGCUGGGGAGAUGGCAGCUCCCAUGGGUCCCAAGCAGAGAGGCAGGACAGUGGGGCUGGGGAGACAGCCAAGGCUGCCAGGUGCCAGGAGCCAAGCGCCCACUUGGAGGCCAGAAAGAAAUCCAAGGCAGGGUCUGGGGCUUGCCAAGACAGGAGCGGCCAAGCCCAGGAGAGGCAGGAGUCCCAUGAGCAGGAAGUGAACAGAGAGGAGAGGCUGAGAAGCUGGGAACAGGAGGAGGAGGAGGAAGAGGUCAGGGCAAGAGAGCCAGGGAUGGCCAGAGGGGCGGAGUCAGAGUGGACCUGGCAUGGGGAGACGGAGGGGAAGGCUGGUGCUGUUGGGCCAAAGGCGGCAGGGGACAACCGGGAGAUGGAGCAGGGGGUCAGGGAGGCAGAUGCAGGGGAAACUGAGGAGCCUGGGGCCGAAGGGCCUGGGAAAGGAGAAGAGGUGGUAGUGGUGGAGAAGGCCUGUGAAAGCACUAGGGCAUGGGGGACGUGGAGCCCAGGGGCAGAGCCUGAGGACUGGGGAAUCUUAGGCAGAGAGGAGGCCAGGACAACCCCAGGUAGGGAAGAGGCCAGGGCAAUUUUAGAUGGGGAGGAAGCCAGGACAAUCUCAGGCGGGGAGGAGGCUGAGACAGCCUCAGGCGGGGAGGAGGCUGAAACAGCCUCAGGCGGGGAGGAGGCCGGGACAGCCUUGGGAGGGGAGGAGGCUGGGACAGCCUCGGGAGGGGAGGAGGCCGGGACAGCCUCAGGAGGGGAGGAGGCCGGGAUAGCCUCAGGUGGGGAGGCUGGGACAGCCUCAGGAGGGGAGGAGGCCGGGACAGCCUCAGGAGGGGAUGAGGCCUGGACGACUUCAGGCAGGGAGGCUGGGACAGCCUCGGGAGGGGAGGAGGCCGGGACAGCCUUAGGAGGGGACAAGGCCUGGACGACCUCAGGCAAAGAGGAGGCUGACCUGCUGGGAGUCAGACAGACAGAAUAUGGAGCAGUCCCAGGAGAAAGGCUCCUAGAGGCCACUGGAAAAGUCUGGGUCCUAGAGGAGGAGGGGGAUGAGGAGAGAGAGGCUGAGGUGAGCCCUUUCCCCAAACAGGCCCAGGUCCUGGGCACUGAAAGAACAGAAGAGGCUGCUGAGAGCCAGACCGCAGGGAGGGAGGCUGUGGGAGGCCAGGAGGCAGGGGAGAGCUUUGAGGGCCAGGUAGACCUGCGUGGUAAGGAGGCUGAGAUGAGGCAGGACUUGGAGAUCAGGGCCGACCGGGCCAGGAUGGAAGAGCUGGUACAGGCAGAGGAGGCCCAGGAGGAGAGAGGGAGAGGCAGGGAUCCAGUGGCUGAGCUGCCCUCAGAUGGAGAGGCUGAAGGCGCUGCCGACUUGGAGGCAACUCCAAAGGCCAGGCCUGAGGAGGAGCUCACAGGGGAGGAGAGUGAGGUGGCCCAGACUAGCUGUGGCCCACUGGGGGUGGAAUGGGGUGGCCUCACACACAGCAUCACCAAAGGUCAGGGACCUGAGCUGAUGGGGGGCACCCAGACCCCAACUAAGCAACCCGAGGAAAGGGAGGCAGGGGAGGUGGAGCUCAUGGGAGUUCUGGCCCUGAGCAAAGAGGAGCAGGAGAGGAGCCUGGAGGCAGGUCCCAGGCACACGGGGUCUGUAAAGCCUGAGGCCUCCGAGGCCUUCCCAGGAGCCUGGGAAAACCGCACGAGAAAGGACGUGGAGAGAGGAAAUACUCAGGAGGUUGCGGCCGAUGGCGAGCAGCGGGAGGAGGAGGAGACUGCGGGAGGCCAGACCCUGGCGGCUGAGGCUGAAGGAGGCCGAGAGUCUGAACUAUCAGAAGUCCCAGAGGCAGGCGGGGAGGGGCUGACAACCCAGGACGCGGGAUGUGGAACUGAGGAGGGAGAGGCGUCUGUCUCAGAGAACCAGGAGCUGGACGGAAGCACAGGGGCAGACGCAGGGCCUUGCCCGUCACUGGGAGAGGCCUAUGCCAGAGAAACUGAGGAUGAAGAGGCGGAGGCUGACAGAACAUCCAGAAGAGGCUGGAGCCUGCAAGCGGUGGCUGUGGGCCUCCCGGACCGUGAGGAUGCACAGACUGGCUCUGUGGCUGCUGGGAUUAUGGGGGGUGAGGUGGUCCCAGACAUCAGUGCUGCUGGCGCUGGUGAAGCUUUGGAAGGGGCGCUUGGGCAAGGCUGGGACUCGAGAGAAAAGGAAGAGGCAGCAGCAGGAGAGCAUGCAGGUGGGCAAGAAUUUGGUCUGGAGGGCUCAGCAGAGGAAGAGGUGACUGGCAGAGGCAGCCAAGUAGAGGCUUUUGAGUCCAGGGAGGGAGGACCUUGGGGAGGGCGGGUAGAGGCCGAGGAAUCUGCAGGCGCAGAGGACAGCUGUGGGCUGGAUCCCGCGGGCUCCCAGACAGCGAGGGCAGAGGGGAUGGGAGCCAUGGUGGAGGCUGGGGGGCUUCUAGAAGAGUGGACGCUGUUGGAAGAAGAGGCUGUUGGAUGGCAGGAGAGAGAACAGAGGGAAGACAGUGAGGGGCGGUGUGGGGACUACCACCCUGAGGGAGAGGCACCAAGGCUCCUUGAUGCAGAGGGUCUCAUGGUGACCGGGGGCCGGAGGGCAGAGGCCAAGGAGACUGAGCCAGAAAGCCUGGAACACGUCAGGGGCCAGGAGGAGCAGCCAACACACCAGGCCCCUGCAGAAGCUGCACCGGAGUCAGUCGGGGAAGCCGAGACGGCUGAGGCCAUGGGCAGUGCCAGAGGAGGUGCUGCCAACAGCUGGAGCGAGGCCCCGCUCCCCGGGUCCCUCCUAGACGUCUCUGUCCCAAGGAGUCGCGUGCACCUCUCGAGAAGCUCCUCACAGCGUCGCUCCCGGCCCUCUUUUCGUCGGACUCCGGCCUGGGAGCAGCAGGAGGAGCCCCCAGCCCCCAACCCUCCUGAGGAGGAGCUGUCAGCUCCUGAGCAGAGACCCCUCCAGCUGGAGGAACCCCUGGAGCCAAGCCCUCUGAGGCAUGAUGGGACCCCGGUGCCAGCCAGGAGAAGGCCCCUGGGACACGGGUUUGGCCUCGCGCACCCUGGCAUGAUGCAGGAGCUGCAAGCCCGUCUGGGCCGGCCUAAGCCCCAGUGACUGAGACCCGGUGCUCUGGGAGCCAGGCCCUGAGUGGGUGCCAGAAGGCUUGCUCCAAUGCCACUGAGCCCUGCUCCUUCUGCCACUGUGGACACAUCCUCUCCACCCUCUGGGCCUCAGUGUCUUGAUGUAUCAUUCAUGGAGCAGGCAAAACCAGACGUCUGGGAAGACCGUGAACUUAAGGAGUCUGAUUCUCCAACACAGGCUGGUGGACCACCUACCCCACUGAGACCACCUCUCAGGGUGCCUGCCCUGGUUCCUCCCCAGCCUGAGUCAGCUGUCUGGACUGCAAGGAGGCUGGGCACGGGGGCUCAUGCCUGUCACCCCAGAGCUUUGGGAGGCCAAGGUGGGAGGAUCGCUUGAGACCAGGAGUUCGAGACCAGCCUGGGCAGCAUAGCAAGACCCCCAUCUUUUAAAAACAAAAUAAAACAAUAAAGACUGCAAGGAAGACUGAGGGAA
Molecule: messenger RNA, 3946 nt
Organism: Pan troglodytes (chimpanzee)
Lineage: Eukaryota; Metazoa; Chordata; Mammalia; Primates; Hominidae
Product: apolipoprotein B receptor
Exons: 4
Coding region: 89-3487 (1132 amino acids)
Biological process (GO): lipid transport; triglyceride metabolic process
Cellular component (GO): membrane
Molecular function (GO): very-low-density lipoprotein particle receptor activity
Source: RefSeq, a predicted model, not a curated record